UAACUAAAAUAUAAAUACGAAUAGCAUUCUAAUAAGUAACGUACGAAUAAUAUUUAUAUUGUUUUCCUUUUCUUCCAUACAAUUGGCUUAAAACCUAAUCCAAGCUCUGCAAAUCACCGUUUUAACUAAAUUCAAUCAAUCAUCUCCACCUUUAAGGGCUUGGAUUUGAAGGUAUACGUGUUAAUUUAUGGCGUCAAAGCGUAUAUUGAAGGAGCUUAAGGAUCUACAGAAGGAUCCUCCCACAUCAUGCAGUGCUGGUCCAGUGGCUGAGGAUAUGUUCCAUUGGCAAGCAACAAUCAUGGGGCCUACAGAUAGCCCUUAUGCAGGAGGUGUAUUUUUGGUCUCAAUCCAUUUUCCUCCUGAUUAUCCUUUCAAGCCUCCAAAGGUUGCAUUUAGAACUAAGGUCUUUCACCCUAACAUCAAUAGCAAUGGAAGUAUAUGUUUGGAUAUCCUGAAAGAGCAAUGGAGUCCAGCGUUGACCAUAUCUAAGGUCCUGUUGUCCAUCUGCUCUCUAUUGACCGAUCCAAACCCAGAUGAUCCCCUUGUACCGGAAAUUGCUCAUAUGUACAAGACUGACAGGUCCAAAUACGAGUCCACUGCUCGUAGCUGGACACAGAAAUAUGCCAUGGGAUGAUGAUAAAAGUGUCCUCGGGCGUGUAUGAGACUUUUAAUUGCAAUGACUUCAUUUUGCUUUCACCCUUAAGUGCAAUGUUUUCAUUGUGCUUUGGGUGAAAGAAUUAAAUGUAGUAAGGGAAUCAGUUUGCUUCGACUCAAUCAUGUCAGAUUUUUAAGACCAAGAUCUUUCAAUAUGUGAAUAUCUAUUUGUUGAUUUUAGUGAGGGGAGAACUGGAAAUGUAAUUUUACUUUUGCUCCUUUCCCAAGUUUUUUUCUAAUUGACUAUCUUGUAUGGGUGCUCUCAUUUCAAUUGCAAAACUCCAGUGUUUAAACCGCAA
Molecule: messenger RNA, 953 nt
Organism: Lycium ferocissimum
Lineage: Eukaryota; Viridiplantae; Streptophyta; Magnoliopsida; Solanales; Solanaceae
Product: ubiquitin-conjugating enzyme E2-17 kDa-like
Exons: 5
Coding region: 188-634 (148 amino acids)
Biological process (GO): protein polyubiquitination
Cellular component (GO): nucleus
Molecular function (GO): ubiquitin conjugating enzyme activity
Source: RefSeq, a predicted model, not a curated record